This is a messenger RNA of Vanrija pseudolonga, 3879 nucleotides long. RefSeq lists its product as uncharacterized. The transcript is spliced from 6 exons. The record is from RefSeq and is a predicted model, not a curated record. Lineage: Eukaryota; Fungi; Basidiomycota; Tremellomycetes; Trichosporonales; Trichosporonaceae. The coding region runs from base 230 to 3082 and encodes 950 amino acids.
CUCGGCGACGGAGACGGCGCGACGACGACGACGAAGCCGACCACGACGACGACACCAGCAGCGAGCCCACGCACAUCUCAUUAUUUCUGCUGCCCACACUGCGUAGCCCGCCGCCGCCGCCCCAGCUUGCUUGCCCUCCUCCCCUGGUGCAUCACCCCCUCGACUUCGCACUCGACCUCGACGCCCAUCCAUCCAAGUCGUCACCGCAUACUAGCCACCACAGCCCACCAUGUCGUACGGAGGGGGCGGAUACCGCGCCUCGACCGUCGGCAUGAUGCUGUCGGCGUCGGACGUCAUCUUUGCGCUCGAGUCGAACCGCGCGCGGACCGACCCAGCCCACGCCGAGGCCAUCAUCCGCUCGUAUGUCGAGACCAAGCUCGCGCGGGGCAAGACAAAGCUCGACACGAGCCAGAAGCUCGAGAUCCUCGAGCGGCAGCAGCUCCCUCGCUUCGGACGCGAGUUCUACGCCGUGCGCGGGGCAUACGGCCUCGGCCAGUCGCGCGUGCUGCGCCCCCCGCCGCCGGUGGUCACGACCACGACAGCGCGGCGGGCCUCGACGACGACCAACACGACAACACAUCAGCGUACAGCCAGCUCGGCAUCGCAUUCCGCCCAGGCGCGGGCAGCGGCUGCAAGAUUGCAACAGCUUGCAGCAGCGCCGCCGCGCCCGCGUGACCCCGAGGGGCCGACCGACGAGCCCCCGCCCCCGCCGUACUCGCUCGAAGACUCCAACCCGGAGGCUACGCAGGUGCUGGCGGCACAGCUGAGCUCGAACGUGCCCGACGACGAGGAGGGCGCCGCGGCGGCCAUCGAGCGGUCGACGAGCAACGUGUCGCGCCACUCGGCUCCACCCCCACCCCGCCGCAGCGAAGAGGAGACGCGCCCGCCUCCGCCGAACGGGGCAGAGCGGCAGUCGUCGGCCGACAGCAACAUUGACGACGCUGAGCGGCAGGCGCGCGAGGAGAGCGAGCUCGAAGAGGCGAUGCGCAUCUCCAUGCGCGCGGAGAAGGAGAGGCUAGAGUACGAGGCCGCGGUUCAGGCGAGCUUGGCCCAGGCCGAGGAGGACGCAUUGCGCCGCAGCGUCCAGGACAACAUGGAGGCCGGGCCGAGCAACGCCGGGCCGAGCAACCACGCGUCGAGCAGCAGCGCUGCCGGCCCGUCGUCAUCUGCUGCCCCGCCACAGCUCGCAGCCCCGCCCAAGGCUGAUGACCUCUCGGACAUGUUCGGCUCGAUCGACUUCAACGCGCCGACGCUGACGCCGAGCCCGGCGCCGGUACGCCGCGCCAGUGUGGAGACGCCGCUGGGUUCGCCUUCGCAGGUUCCAGCGGCGCACUCCCCGCUCCGGCCGCAGAUCACUGGUAUGCAGAGCCGGAACCCGUUCUUGACGGUCGAGGAGCGCGAGCUGCUCCAAUCGAUCGAGGAGGGAACGCCGGGUGUGCUCGCGUCGGACACGACACAUCCAGUUACGCCCCCGGCUAUACGAGCCACGCUGUCGCCGCAUAAUGGAAACAAACCGCUCCCUCCACCGCCGCCGGCUGAUGUCGGCGAGGGCGAGGAGUAUGAGCAGUCAGAUGACCACCAGCACUACGCGUCUGCCCAGUCGUCCUCCCACUCCGAUCAGCCCCCGACAUUACCUCCGCGAGACACGCAGUAUGCCGCGCCGAACGGACCACCGCCGUCCCUUGGGCCAGCGUAUGCGUCGCCCGACGGUCCUCCACCAGGUUGGCAGGGCGGUCUCCCGCCAGCGACGGGAGCCAGGCGCCCGCUGCCUGUCCCGUCUGUCGCGAGCGCGAUUGACCAGAGCAACUAUGACCGCCAGAACUCGCUCGCGUCGAGCUAUGGUAUCGAGAGGAGAACUGCAUCCGGGUCGUACACUGGCCUCGACCGGCACAACACGCUGCCAUCAAACUACAACCAGGGCGCGCAAGGCCUAGAGAGGAAUAACACCAUCGGCUCUAUGCCGUCGCAGUACACGGGCGGGCAGAGCUACAGCCCAGCGGUGAGCAGCGGCACGCCAGAACUUACCUAUGCUCCGACUGGCAGCGCCGCACCGGGAUUCGGAAACACCUCGUUCCCCCGUGUCCCUUCAUUCCCGGGUGUCCCAGGCAUCCCAGGCGUGCCCGAAGUUCCAGGCGUCCCAUCGUUCGGCUCCCACACGCCUUCGCCGCCACCAGUGCCGCCCCACCCCAACUCGCUUCCUGUGCCUGUCGCCUUCCCAGUGCCGCAGUUCGGCAGCUCGCCGGGCGGAUCGUCGAUGUCGUCAUACUCGAACCCAGGACCGCCCCCUCCACUCCCUGCGAGGUCGCCAACACUGCGCACGCCAGCGCCCGAACCCGCGCCUAUCAUGGUCGGGGGAGAGAAUGCCUUGGAGAUGCUUCGCGACUAUGACACAGUCUUCCUGGUCGACGACAGCACGUCGAUGGCGGGCGAGCGAUGGGAACAGGCAAAGACGGCGAUCAUGGGCGUCGUCGCCCAGGCGGUGCAGUACGACGAGGACGGAUUGGACGUCUACUUCUUGAACUCAAAACGUGUCGGCAAGGAUCUGCGAACAGCCGAGGAUGUCGAAGAUGUGUUUGCCGGGCUCAACCCACAUGGUGCGACGCCCACUGGCCUUCGGAUGGAGGCGAUUCUCCGCGACUACAUGGCGCGGCUGGAGCGAUCCACGGCGCAUCCCGAGGAGGGCGAGGUCAAGUCGAUGAACCUGAUUGUGGUUACCGACGGCGCGUUUGCGAAACCUGUCCUUCUGCGCACUCUCGCUGCAUCGCCUCAACUUGAUCGUGCCACGUUACUUGAAUCAGCCCCGACCGAUGAUCCGGAGAGCGUGCUGAUUUCCAUCGCCAAGCGCCUCGAUCGCGGCGACUACCCGCUGUCGCAAGUAGGCAUCCAGCUGCUACAGAUUGGCGACGAUGCAGAGGCAACAGAAGCGCUGCAAGAGCUCGACGACGGACUGGCAGCCGCGCACGGGGUACGCGAUAUGGUCGACACGGUGCCCUACAACGGCGAGGCAAUGUCUGCCAAGCUGAUCGUCAAGGUGCUGCUCGGGGGCAUCAACCGGCGGUUGGACCGUAAGGCGGCGACAUAGAAUCAGAGUUUGCAGCGUGCUGAACGGUAGGGUGGCGGGUGGGGCCCAGCGGCCAAGUGAAGGAUGCAAGAGUCGUGCAGCGCGUGCAGCCGGCGGCAAAAGCUGUGCCCGCGGCAAGAUCAAACUCGGUGCAAGCAAGGCCAGUAAGGGCAAGUGUGGCGAGGAGUGCGAGUGUGGUGGCAGGGGUGGGCGGCUGGGAGAAUCCGUGGGCGGCGACCCCGACAACAGCAGCAGCAGCAGCGUCGACGCCGUCGUGGGCCAUGGGGCGAGCGCAUCAAGCGGCAGUGGUCAGCACCGCCGGCACCGGUGCCGCAAGUCACACGCCCGGGAACUUGGCAAGGCCGGCCUGUGGUGACGCGAAGCAUGUCGUGGCAGGGGGAGGGGCGAGGGGCGAACGAGAACGCGACCUCGGCCUCGGCCUGGGCACCGGCGCCCACUAGAUCGCCUGUAGCAUAUCGCCCUCCGCUAGCCCAGGUAGACGAGCGCGGCGGGGCAUGGGCGAACCACACCCCGCCGCCCCCACCGCCGCCGAUGCCGUGGGCCGCGGCGGCCCCGUCGCCGCCCCGCGUGCUCCCCACCCCGCCACCCGAGCUACCUGGGGGGCAAGGAAGCAAGUGGCCUCCUGUCGGGUUACCCUCCCUCUCGAGGACGAGGUCGCCCCCGCUGCCGCUGCCGAUGCCACCUUUGCCGCCAGGCCCGUGGCCUGCGCCGGGCUAAGUGCAGGCAAGCCUAUAUGCCACACCCGGUCGUUGUAUCAUACUUAUCAUGCACGCCCCACAUGUAUGACAUGACUGCUG